AUGCCAGUCAUCAACGGGAUCUUACAUCAAAUGGAGCGAGGAAUUAUCAGGGAGACAUCACAAGGUGUGAGAGGUGCUACCACUGCCCUUCACAAAGAGCUGGUGUCACUGGUGGUAGCCAUGGUGAGUGUGGCAGCCACUACUGGGUCACACUACUCUACAAUACACGCGUGGCCGUGGACAAGCGUCUCCUUGCUAGAGGAGGACGCAGUAACCAGCAUAGAUGACCUGUUUGUUGUCACAGUGAUCUGUGGCAGAGACAUAAGAUACUUCAUGUUAAUGUCCUCAGCAGCGAGUGCUGGGGGCACGGUACUGAAGGUGGUCACCACACAGCAGCACGCCACGUGUAUAAUGACAAACGCCAACGCUCCCGCAUGUGGCAGGUCCUCCAACGCUCGCUACCUAGCUGUCACGCCCACCAUGUUGGAGUCCACUGAAACUGAAGCACAACUGCUGUCCCGUGAGCUUUCCACAUUGAAGAGAGAAGUGAGGCAAGUCAAAGAAGGUCGGUUCAUCAGGCCCCUGGGAUUGAUAACGACAACAACACUCUCGUACACUAGCACCAAGACCGUCCCUCACACAGACUCCCCGCACACCAUCACGGUAGCUGUGUUUGGCUGUAGCCCCUCCACCAACCUCCUCCAGCUCACAUUAUGUCCUACUACUACUACCUCCAUCACUCAGACUCCUACUACAGCCACUGACCCAACAACUACUGAAGCACCAGUUACUGACCCAACAACUACUGAAGCACCAGUUACUGACCCAACAACUACUGAAGCACCAGUUACUGAUCCAACAACUACUGAAGCACCAGCCACUGACCCAACAACGACUGAAGCACCAGUUACUGAUCCAACAACUACUGAAGCACCAGCCACUGACCCAACAACUACUGAAGCACCAGCCACUGACCCAACAACUACUGAAGCACCAGCCACUGCACCUUUACUGACCCAACAACUACUGAAGCACCAGCCACUGACCCAACAACGACUGAAGCACCAACCACAGACCCAACAACUACUGAAGCACCAGCGACUGACCCAACAACGACUGAAGCACCAACCAUUGGUCCAUAAAUCUACUGAAGCACCAACCAUUGACCCAACAACUACUGAAGCACCAGCUACUGACCCAACAACUACUGAAGCACCAGCCACUGACCCAACAACUACUGAAGCACUAGCUACAGCCCUAACAUCUACUGAAGCACCAGCAACUGCUGAAGCUCCAACUAUUGAAACAAAACUACUGAAGCACCAACCAUUGAGACAUAAAACUAAUGAAUCACCAGCUACUGCCCCUACAACUACUGAAGCACCAGUUACUGUCCCAAUAUCUAGUGAAGCACCAGCUAAUGUCCCAAUAACUACUGAAGCACUAAUCAUUGAUACAUAA
Molecule: messenger RNA, 1401 nt
Organism: Homarus americanus (American lobster)
Lineage: Eukaryota; Metazoa; Arthropoda; Malacostraca; Decapoda; Nephropidae
Product: mucin-5AC-like
Exons: 6
Coding region: 1-1401 (466 amino acids)
Source: RefSeq, a predicted model, not a curated record